UCUGUUACAAACCGCCCUCACAGCUUCUUUGGCCCCAACUGCCCUCCACCUUUCCAGUCAUCUCUUUAUUUUUCUUAGUCUCCCUGUUUUUCUCUUUUUCCUUCUUUCUCUCUAUACCUGUAGCCUACCAACAGCUGUUUGGAUGCUUUAUUUUUGCAUUUACAAACUGUUGUUAUUUUCUUCACCAACACCAACAGAUUUAUCAACAUUAUGGAUGUGAGUUUUUCAGGGUGAAAUAUUCCCUGGGCUCUGCCCUCGUGCUACGCCGUAAGAGUGACCACAUGAGUUCCGCUGGGUGAGACAAGACCCCCACGGUGCACAUCGGAGUAGCCUACUACCAGCUCUGUGCUGCCUGCUACCAUGGAGCGUUCACGGGUCGGUCUGCUGCUCCUCACGCUCUGCCUUUUACUUACGGAAGUCACCGGGAGAAAUCCCACAUGUCACUUCAUCUGGGAGCUGCAGAGGGCGGAACUAGAAUGUCACAAUCAGCUGGAGAAACAAUCACUAGAGCCUCCCGGCUGUGGUGGUCUAUGGGACAACAUCUCAUGUUGGGCCCCAGCAGCAGUAGGGGAAGAGGUGACUCUCUCCUGCCCCCCUGCUCUCACACACCUCUUCGGACGACAUGGUACCUUUAGUAGGAACUGUACUGAGGCUGGCUGGUCUGACAUCUACCCCAGCAUCAGCACUGUCUGCUGGUCCAGCGACAACAAACCUAACAAGCUGCUGUUCUACUCAGUGGUGAAGACUCUGUACACUCUGGGCCACAGUCUCUCAAUUAUUGCUCUCAUCACCUCUACAUUCACCCUCUGUCUGAUCAGGAGGCUCCACUGCACUAGGAACUACAUCCAUGUGAACCUGUUUGUGUCGUUCAUCUUGCGAGCCGUGGCUGUGCUGGUUAAAGACUCUGUCAUCUUCUCCCAGAACCAAAACACUGACUGUAGCACACAGCCCUCACUGGUGGGCUGUAAGGUCAGUUUGGUGAUGUUUAACUAUUUCAUAAUGGCUAACUUCUUCUGGCUGCUGGUGGAGGGGCUCUACCUACAGACACUGCUCCUGGUAACCUAUUCAUAUACACACCUCGCUGUCUACCUCACAAUCGGCUGGGGGUUACCCUCAGUAUUUCUGGUGAUCUGGAUCUUCUGUAGGAUGUAUCUGGAAGACACCGACUGCUGGGAGAGGAAUGACAUUCCUACCCCUAGGAGGGUGAUCAACUGGCCCAUAAUGGCGUCUGUGAUAAUCAACUUUGUUCUGUUCAUCAGUAUCAUCCGUAUCCUAGUCCAGAAACUACUCUGCUCUGACGUGGGCGGGAACAACCAAUCACAGUACAGGUGUCUGGCUAAGUCCACCCUGCUGCUGAUUCCUCUAUUUGGAGUCAACUACAUGGUGUUUGUCUACCUGGUGGAGACAGAGAGCGACAGGAUGGCAGAAUACAAGAUUAUCUUUGACCUGGGACUGGGGUCAUUCCAGGUAUACCACUACCUUAACCCCUGAUCCUUAACCUUUUACCCCCCUAACCCUAACCCUAACCCUAUCUAGUUUGACCUGGGACUGGGGUCAUUCCAGGUAUACCACUACCUUAACCCCUGAUCCUUAACCUUUUACCCCCCUAACCCUAACCCUAACCCUAUCUAGUUUGACCUGGGACUGGGGUCAUUCCAGGUAUACCACUACCUUAACCCCUGAUCUUUAACCUUUUACCCCCCCUAACCCUAACCCUAUCUAGUUUGACCUGGGACUGGGGUCAUUCCAGGUAUACCACUACCUUAACUGCUGAUCUUUAACCUUUUACCCCCCCUAACCCUAUCUAGUUUGACCUGGGACUGCGGUCAUUCCAGGUAUAUACAUACACUACAUG
Salvelinus namaycush (lake trout) is the source of this 1855-nucleotide messenger RNA. Its product is annotated as vasoactive intestinal polypeptide receptor 2-like. Gene Ontology annotation, cellular component: plasma membrane. The record is from RefSeq and is a predicted model, not a curated record. Lineage: Eukaryota; Metazoa; Chordata; Actinopteri; Salmoniformes; Salmonidae. The coding region runs from base 361 to 1491 and encodes 376 amino acids. Gene Ontology annotation, biological process: cell surface receptor signaling pathway; adenylate cyclase-modulating G protein-coupled receptor signaling pathway. Gene Ontology annotation, molecular function: G protein-coupled peptide receptor activity; peptide hormone binding; vasoactive intestinal polypeptide receptor activity. The transcript is spliced from 11 exons.